AUGCUGCCGCGGUACAUGCCCUCCGUCGAGUUCUGCAGCCAGGCCAUGCUCGAAUACUUCGGCGGCAGGUAUGAGAAGCCGUGGCCCAAGCGCACGCUCCCCGACGCCCUCGCCACGGGCCUGUCCGACCGCGCGCGGCGGGCAUGCGCCAGGGUCGUCGCGGCGCCGGGCGACGAGUUCGUGGGCGGCAGCGUGGACGACUACGGCUGGAUGAAGCCGCAGGUGGUCGGCGAGAACCGGCGGAACUUCUUCGCGCACGGCCUGCACCUGUCCCCUGGGCAGGCCGCCGCGGGCUGCCUGCGCGCCGUCCUCGAGGUGGCCGCCGCCAGGGCGGAGCAGCACGGCGAGGGGGAGGCAUGCCUGGAGCCCGAGCAGCUCAGCUGGCUGACUGCCCGGCUCACGCGACUGUCCGCGGCCGCGACUGGCGCCCCCCGGCCAGAUGCGCCGCGGCCUGCAGACGCAGGCCUGGCCGCGGCGUGCCGGGCGCUGCUGCGGGCGCUGGCCCGGGGCGCCGAGGCCCACGUCUUCGCG
Messenger RNA from Prorocentrum cordatum, 531 nucleotides. The record is from the annotation of a GenBank genome assembly. NCBI's taxonomy places the organism in Eukaryota, Dinophyceae, Prorocentrales, Prorocentraceae.